This is a messenger RNA of Solanum lycopersicum (tomato), 1765 nucleotides long. RefSeq names its product plastidic hexokinase (gene HXK4). Gene Ontology annotation, molecular function: D-glucose binding; fructokinase activity; ATP binding. Gene Ontology annotation, cellular component: cytosol; mitochondrion. The record is from RefSeq and is marked validated. Gene Ontology annotation, biological process: carbohydrate phosphorylation; glycolytic process; glucose 6-phosphate metabolic process. NCBI's taxonomy places the organism in Eukaryota, Viridiplantae, Streptophyta, Magnoliopsida, Solanales, Solanaceae.
GAUCUCACUGUUACCUAAAAUGUCGGUCACCGUUAGCUCGCCGGCCGUCCGAUCCUUCCAUGUUUCACGAUCACCUCAUAAAACGAUCUCUAGGCCACGUGUCAUUAUAUCUGCCGUCCGAUCUACUGACAGCUUAGGAGUAGCACCAAUUUUGACGAAGUUGCAGAAAGAUUGUGCUACUCCUCUUCCAGUUUUGCGCCACGUGGCGGAUGCAAUGGCCGAUGAUAUGAGGGCCGGGCUUGCCGUCGACGGCGGCAGUGAUCUGAAGAUGAUCCUUAGUUAUGUCGACACUCUACCAACUGGGAAUGAGAAAGGCUUGUUUUAUGCGUUGGACCUUGGUGGUACAAAUUUCCGGGUGCUAAGGGUGCAGCUAGGUGGUAAAGAAGAGCGUGUAGUCGCCACUGAGUUUGAGCAAGUCUCUAUACCCCAAGAACUGAUGUUUGCUACCUCCGAGGAGCUUUUCGAUUUCAUAGCUUCUGCGCUAGGAAAAUUUGCACAAAAGGAAGGUGGUAAUUUUGAGUUGCAACAGGGACGGACAAGGGAAAUAGGAUUCACGUUUUCUUUUCCGGUGAAACAGACUUCAAUAAGAACUGGAAUCCUAAUCAAAUGGACAAAAGGUUUUGCUGUCUCUGGAACUGCGGGAAAAGAUGUUGUUGCUUGUCUGAAUGAAGCCAUGGAGAGGCGGGGAAUGGAUAUGCAAGUGUCUGCCCUGGUCAAUGACACUGUGGGAACACUUGCCGGAGCAAGAUACUGGGAUGAUGAUGCCAUGGUUGCUGUCAUUCUUGGGACUGGAACCAAUGCUUGCUAUGUAGAACGUGUGGAUGCUAUUCCUAAGCUGGCAAAAAGGAUGUCUAAGUCUCCAAUAACGAUUGUGAAUACCGAAUGGGGAGCUUUCUCAAAUGGCCUUCCUUUAACUGAGUUUGAUAGAGAAAUGGAUGCCGAGAGCAUUAACCCUGGUGAGCAGAUUUUUGAAAAGACCAUCUCUGGUAUGUACCUUGGGGAAAUUGUGAGACGGGUGCUGGUCAAAAUGGCCAAGGUUGGGGGCUUAUUUGGUAGCAGCUAUGUUCCGGAAAAGCUAGUCACUCCAUUUGUGCUGAGGACACCUGAUAUAUGUGCCAUGCAGCAGGAUACAUCAAUAGAUCUUGAAGCUGUUGAGUCUGUCCUCUAUGAUGUAGCUGGGGUAAAAUCCGAUCUAAGUGCAAGGAAAACAGUCGUGGACAUUUGCGAUACUAUUGCAAAACGAGGGGGUCGUCUAGCUGGUGCAGGAAUUGUUGGUAUAUUACAGAAAAUGGAGGAAGAUUCUAAAGGUCUCAUCUUUGGUAAAAGAACAGUUGUAGCAAUGGAUGGAGGCUUAUAUGAGCACUAUCCUCAGUACAGAGGAUACCUCCAAGAAGCUGUCACAGAGCUACUAGGCUCGGAAAUUUCGAAAAAUGUAGUGAUAGAACAUUCAAAAGAUGGAUCUGGUAUUGGAGCUGCAUUAUUAGCUGCUGCAAAUUCAAAGUAUGAACAUGAUGAUUAAGGGAAAAGCUAAAUUUCAUGUGUUCAAAGGUUUGCUUGAGGAAAAAUACAUGAGCAUUUGUAAUUUAGAAUGUUCUAAAGAAGGAUUGAUGAUUGGAUUUAUAGAGGCUCUUGUUUGUGAUGCCAUUUUUUGUACUCCCAUUAAUGAAGUACGAAGAAGUGAGGAUUUAUAUAGCCAACCCCAAUUUAUUUGGAAUCGAGGCGUAGUUGUAAUUGUAUUAUAUGCAGCACUGACUUAUUUAUGUGA